AUGUCUUUUGGUCGAAGCGUUCUUAGAUGGCUUCAAACAAUAGAUUUAUCACAGCCUUAUAGUAAUCCAAGAGUUGGCUUUGCUAGUGGAUUUUUGGUUGCUGAAAUUGUAGCAAAAUAUAUUCCAACAGUUUCAAUGCAUUCUUAUUCAAAUUUCGUUAGUACAAAGAUGCGCCAAGAUAACUGGAAGCAGUUAUUAGCUGUUUUUCAGAAAAAUAAUAUCCCGAUCCAGCAAUAUUUAAUCGAUGAAGUUAUUAAGCGUAAACAAGGCUCUGCCGUUCAAUUAAUCGAAAUUCUUUAUACUCAUUUUACAAAACUUACACCAAGUCAUCCUACUCUUGGCAAUAUUACAGCAAAUGAUUCGAAAGACAAAGGAAAGCAAGCUCAAGUUACAACAAUCGCACCACCAUCAAUGCCAAAACAGCCAGAGCCUCAACCAGAGAUACCACCACCAGCUCCAAACCGUCAAAGAUUCAUUGGUUCCACAUCUACUCAAAGAACUGGUGCUGCAUCCGACUUAACACCUAUCUCAUUCGAAUCAGCAUCAGUUAUUAAGUCAGGACCAGGAUUUUUAGAGUUACGAAAUACAAAUACUCCAGCACAAGAAGAUACCGAACACAAAGCACUUGAUAACGCUAUUGAUGCUCUUACAAAAGAAAUUACACCGGAAAAUCUUCAAUCAUUCAUUACUUGUCUUCAAGAUCCAGCCCAAUUAUCCCAAUUCUUACAGCAUUAUCCACCAGACUUGAUUGUCCACUUCUUAACAGUUGCUGGACCCAAGUUACCACCAGAAUUUGGCUCUUGUUUGAUAGAUUAUCUUAAUGAUCUUUUUAUUCCAACAAUUACACCCGAAUCGUUACCAAUUGGUGAUCUUGCUGACUUCAUUUUUGCUGUUCCAAGUCAAGAUCCGUUCACUCACCACAUUAUUUUAUAUAAUAUCCUUGAAAGUGCUCCAGAAGACAGCAAAGCCACUAUUUUAAGUGCAUUCUUGACAAGAGAGACCGAGUUAUCAAAAUCUCUUGCAGCAUUCUACGCGAUGAAGAUCGAAGAGUACUCAAAGAACGAUCCACAAUGUUUAUUACCUCAAGCUUUGACAAAACUCAUUAAUUUUGACAGGCAAGCAGCUGUUCCAUUGAUUUCUCUUUUCCCUCCAACAGGAGAUCAAGACAAAGAUGUCCAACUCGUUGGAUUAUACACGAAAGCAACAGAAGAAGCAUUGCCACAAAUCAAAGAGAUCAUUACAAACGGAAAUCGCUCUGUUGCUGCUUAUAUUUUGUCAACAAUUGCAAAAGACAAAUCGUUGACAACAGAACAAAUGGCAUCUUUGUUGUUGUUACUUCCUGAUCCAAUGGAAAUAUUAAGUACUCCUUACAGCAUCGAAAGUUUCGGACAAAUAUUUAAUGUUGAUCCUUUGAUUCAAUCAAUUUCUACAGUUGAUAUUGCUGAAGCAAUGGCAAACCAGAUCAGCCAAGCUCAGCCUGAUAGAAUUGACAAAGAGAUCUUCUUGUUGUCAGCUUUGAUGACUGAUUUAAGACAAGAUGAUGCUGAAAGAUGGACAAAAGUUUUUAAUAAUUUACAUGAAUAUCUUUAUUUGGCAUUUUGUGAUGAAAAUGUCUGCAAAGAAGUUUCUAAUGUAUGCUUGACUUUCUAUAAGCUUAUUCAGGGUGAAGUCUUCAGUACUUUCUCCGUUUUGUUCAAGGCUUUGAACUAUGUUUUCCCUUCGAAUUGUCCUGCAAUUUGUAAACAAACUGCAGCUGAAUUUUUGGCAAAAGCUUCUGAGAUUAAUCCUAAUUUCUCACAAACUAUAUUGAAAUUAUUGAUGAACUUCCCUCCAAAGACUCAUCCUGAUUUAGAUAGACUUAUCGCAGCACUCAAGAAAGUUAGGAAAUAA
Trichomonas vaginalis G3 is the source of this 1890-nucleotide messenger RNA. Its product is annotated as sperm protein CH-like domain-containing protein. The transcript has a single exon. Gene Ontology annotation, biological process: regulation of cytoskeleton organization. The record is from RefSeq and is a predicted model, not a curated record. Gene Ontology annotation, molecular function: microtubule binding. The coding region runs from base 1 to 1890 and encodes 629 amino acids. Gene Ontology annotation, cellular component: axoneme. NCBI's taxonomy places the organism in Eukaryota, Parabasalia, Trichomonadida, Trichomonadidae.